Beta vulgaris subsp. vulgaris (sugar beet) is the source of this 2096-nucleotide messenger RNA. Its product is annotated as alpha/beta hydrolase domain-containing protein VTE7-like. The record is from RefSeq and is a predicted model, not a curated record. Bases 1415 to 2035 code for a protein of 206 amino acids. The transcript has 7 exons. Lineage: Eukaryota; Viridiplantae; Streptophyta; Magnoliopsida; Caryophyllales; Amaranthaceae.
CUAUCGAGUUCAUAAGUUUAUGCAUUCUUGCAUAUGAGAUUAUUAUUAGUCUUCUUUCUUUACUAAGUACCUUAACCUUUUUAUUUCUCCUCUUUUUAUGUGAAAUAGUCACAUCUUGUAUCCUCCAAUUGAACUAGUAAGUUGCAUAAUUGAAGAUUAGAAUGCUCUUGUACUUCAACUGGGAUUUGUUUUGGUUGGAACUUUUUCCUUUUAGUUGUUGGAACUUGGAAAUGUGUUUUGGAGGUGGAAUAAUAUUAAUGGCUUGGAAAGUGAUAGUGCUAUAACAUACACUGUAUCCAGCUAAGAUUGUAUCGUCAAGAUUUAUUGAUCAAUUAAUUUCCUCUUAUUAUUAUCUCAAGCUUCUUGACCUCUUAUUGUAUGUAGUAUUGAAAUGCUUUAAGCUGUUCAUAGCUAAUUGUUUUAUUAAAAUCUAACUGCCCAAUCCUGACUGGCAUAAGUUAAACUAUUUCUGAAAGUACCAUGGGGAAGUCUACCCUAAGAAGUAAUCUGUGGUUGUCUAAUGUAAUGCAUGUCAAUUCAUAUCACUUAAGCGUUCCUAUUUUUCUCUUGAUUUUCCCGUAUCUAAUUUCCUUCUAACUUGUACUUUGUUUUCUUAAAAAUGUAGGGUAGACUUCCUCAUUUAGGUGAUAGUGUUGCUGUAUAUGGAUGACUCUAUGGUAGUUGCCAUCAUUGUGGUGUAACACCUAGCUGGAAAUGUGUUUUUGAAAUAGUAUCUUGCGAAGAAUUUUGUAUUAGAUUCUUGUUCAUGGUUGAUCUUGUUAUAGCUUCAAUUUGACCGCUAAUCCUGCAUCUAUUAUGUUCAGCAUGUGGCAGAGUGAGGACAACAUUACAAUUGUUACCUUGGUGCGCAAUUUUAAGUAGCAAGUUUCAUUUUACCCUUACCGAGUAAAAUUAGAUGUAAUUUAAUUGUUGUAUAUAUCGGUAAAAGAAAGGGAGAGUUCAAAUGAUUAAGUUAUUUCAAAUAUUCGAUGAGUUCGUGAUUUGCACAUAAAAAAUUAAGGUAUAUAGUGAAAAUGAAAAUUGAAUAUUUACAUAAUUAUUGAAAAACAUAACUACAGUUAGCAUCUUAAAAACCCUAUAAUUUAUAUUAGAUUGAAGGAGUACCUUGUGAAUUACUUCGCCAAAAAUAAGGCAGUCAUACUAACAAGAAUGGUUUUCAUCUGAGAACAAAAAUAUGUUCUCAGGAUUCUCGAAAUGACAUUUUAGAGACAACCUGUCCUCUUUCUUUUUUCGAUGGUUUUGCUUUGGUUCUGUAUGGGAUUGAUUUUAACUUCCCCGAAUUCUAACGUGCUUUGUUUAAUGUCAUUGCAGGUCUCUUUUUCAGACGCUUGUAUCAUGAGUAGCUGCAUUAGGCCCUCUGUACAAGGAAAGACAACUUCAGUUGUUCUCCUUCAUGGUUUUGAUAGAAUGCAGAUGUGUCUACCCAUUACUUGAAGAAGCUGGCAUAGAGAGUUGGGCCGCUGACAUUCUUGGUUGGAGUUUUUCUAAUUUAGAAUGGCUUCCAUCUUGUGAUGUGGCAUCUAAGCGUGAUCAUCUAUACCAGAUAGGUCGAUUACAUUGUCUAUUUCCAUCGUGGAGGGGUGCAACUCUUAGUUUCAUGGCAAGUGGAGGUUACAAAGUUACUUCUCUAAUAAAACAGGUCAAACAACGGGCACUUAUCAUUGGGGGUGAGGAUGAUCAGAUCAUUUCCUAUAAGCUUGCACAUGGUGAGCUUGCCAUGGCAUUCGGUGAUCUAUUGAGGGAAAUGUGGUCUUCUGGCGGACAACAAUCGCACCACGCCAUUUUAAAGGGAAACUUGCUUGCUUUGCUCUCCAAUUCAGUGGGUAUAAUCAGCAUGAUUCUCAGGCGGUGGCACAUGAUGUUCCCAGAGAUUCCGAUUCGGCACUGUGACGGAAAGUUCAAUUGUGCGGCGGAUAGUUUAACAAAGGCUUGUAGGUCCAUGGAUGAGGACUGUGUUGUAACCAGGAAUUUCCCCACCCCCAGUUGUUGUUUGGAACAUUUAACCUCAUUAUAAUAUUUUAAACUUUAGUAUGUAAACCUUGGCUACUUUGUUUACCAAAAUAAAAGUGUUUGUU